AGAACCAAGUCAGUGGUCCUCUUACUCUCUCUCUCUCUCUCUCUCUCAUAUGGCUUCCAUUACCAAAGAGGUAGAGAAAGAGCUUAUCCCAUUCGUCCGUCUCUACAAGGACGGCUCAGUUGAGAGAUUAGGGAACUCUCCCUAUGUGCCUCCAUCGCCACAAGACACAGAAACUGGAGUCUCAUCAAAAGACAUCACCAUUUCACAAGACCCCUCCGUCUCUGCUCGUCUCUACCUCCCAAAACUCAACCAACCCCUCCACCAAAAGCUCCCCAUCUUGAUCUACUUCCAUGGCGGAGGCUUCUGCAUCGAAUCCGCCUUCUCCUCUGAUCACCAGCGGUACCUCAACAGUUUGGUCUCUCAAGCUCAAGUAGUGGCUGUAUCAGUUGAGUAUAGACUAGCUCCUGAGCACCUUCUACCCAUUGCUUAUGAAGAUAGUUGGGCUGCUCUCCAAUGGGUUGCAUCACACUUCAUAGAUGAUAAUGUUGUCAACAAAGAGCCAUGGUUGAUCAAUCAUGGUGACUUUAACCGAGUUUUUCUUGGCGGUGAUAGUGCAGGAGCUAAUAUUGUACACAAUAUAGCCCUUCGAGCUGGGGUUGAAGGGUUGCAUGGUGGUGUUAGAAUUACAGGAGCUUUUCUUACACACCCUUUCUUCUGGGGCUUAAAGCCAGUUGGAUCAGAAUACACUGCUGAACGUGAAAAGGGACUGGCUUAUUCGAUUUGGUACCUUGUAUAUCCAUCGGCACCUGGUGGUAUAGACAAUCCAAUGAUCAAUCCGUUCAGUCCAGGAGCACCAAGCUUGGCUGGUCUUGGUUGUUCUCGGUUGCUUGUGACUGUGUCUGAAAAGGAUAGGCUGAGGGAUAGGGGUAUUAUGUACUACAAUACAGUGAAAGAAAGUGAAUGGAAAGGAGAAGUAGAGUUGAUUGAAGUUGAAGGAGAGGGCCAUGCUUUUCAGAUUUUGGACUGUGGGACUGAGAAUGCUAAUAAUUUGAUCAAACGCUUGGCUUCUUUUCUCCUCAAGAUUUGCAUCCACCCACUCCAUCUCUCUAGACUCUUGACUCUUACUCUCCGAAUUCAUUUCCGUCUCUCUCUUUCUCUCUCUCUCUACAAGGCUUCAAUGGCUUCCACCACCAAAGAAGUAGCCACUGAGCUUCUUCCCCUCAUCCGGGUCUACACUGACGGCUCGGUGGAACGCUUGUUUGGUUCACCGAUUGUCCCACCAUCACCUGAUCAAGACCCAGAAACCGGAGUCUCAUCCAAAGACAUUACCAUCUCAGAGAACCCCUCAAUCUCAGCCCGCCUCUACCUCCCAAAACUCACUCCCCAUAACCAAAACCAAAAGCUCCCCAUCUUGGUCUACUUCCAUGGCGGCGCCUUCUGCGUCGAAUCAGCCUUCUCCCUCUCCUCCCAUCGCUACCUCAACAGCAUUGUCUCCGAAGCCAAUGUUGUAGCCAUCUCUGUCGAGUACAGACUUGCACCAGAGCACCCUCUUCCAGCUUGUUACGAAGACUGCUGGGCUGCACUUCAAUGGGUUGCCUCUCACUCAGCUGGUAACGGUAAAGAACCAUGGCUAAUCAAUCAUGGUGAUUUCGAAAGAAUUUAUAUAGGGGGUGACAGUUCUGGAGCCAAUACAGCACAUAACUUGGCCCUGCGAGCUGGGACUGAGAGCUUGCCUGGUGGUGUUAAAAUUUUUGGUGCUUUUCUUUCUCAGCCUUACUUUUGGGGUUCGAAGCCAAUUGGAUCAGAGUCUAAGGAAGGACAUGAGAAGAGCUUGACUUCUUUAAUUUGGAGCUUAGUGUAUCCCUUGGCAAGUGGAGGCAUUGACAGUCCACUGAUCAAUCCAUUGGGGCCUGGCGCGCCAAGCUUGGCUGGACUUGCUUGUGAUAAGUUGCUUGUGUGUGUGGCUGAGAAGGAUAUGCUGAGGGAAAGAGGUGUUUGGUAUUGUGAUGAAAUGAAGAAGAGUGGGUGGAAAGGGGAAGUAGAAUUGUUUGAAGUGAAGGGAGAAGAUCAUGCUUUCCAUUUCUUCAAUGUUGAGGCUGAGAAUGCUAAGGCUAUGAUCAAACGCUUGGCUUCUUUUCUCAAGUAAAUCUGUUCCAUCAUCAGAUUACUAGCCAUAAGGAAUAUGCUUGGGACUGUAAUAGUAGAUAUUGAAGCAUCUAUGAAUGCUUCAUGAGUCUUGAUUAUGCUUCAUGAAUCUUUUCCAACUUUUUUCCUUCAGUUGUUCCAGUUUAAUUAUGCGGUUUGAUUGAUCUUUGUGUCAAAUAUCGUUGGUAGUAAAGUUAGUUUCUUUC
Molecule: messenger RNA, 2291 nt
Organism: Quercus lobata
Lineage: Eukaryota; Viridiplantae; Streptophyta; Magnoliopsida; Fagales; Fagaceae
Exons: 2
Coding region: 50-2086 (678 amino acids)
Molecular function (GO): hydrolase activity
Source: RefSeq, a predicted model, not a curated record